UCGGUUACGUGGACAGCAUUAGCUUGAUUGUGCUCUUGUGUCAUCACACAGACUGCUUUGGUUGGUUUAGCCGCGGCUGCUUGGUUAGCUCGUCUAAAGCCAUAUUUACGACCGAGUGAUAAUUAUCCGUUUAAGCUCAGACUUAGAGGCAAAGUCGUUGGUCGUUCAUUUGUUUUUCGUGAAUAUACCGUAAACUGCUGCUUGUCCAACGGCUGAGGGGCUUCCGAAAGCGAAACCACACAACGGUGGCUGCCUUUCAACAACCUGUAGGCUAUGAGUGUGGGUGAUGGAGGACAAUCAAUGUGGGGACGUGGACUACCUGAUCCAAGAUGAGGACACCCUCAUCGAGGGAGUCAGCAACCAGGUCUUGUUCGUUGUAGUGCUCAGCAUCACCUUCCUUGCCGGCCUCCUCACUCUACUUUGCAGACAGGAGCAGCAUACCAUCCAUCCUGAGAAUCAGGAGCACGUGCGAGCUGUCCGACAACAGCUCCAAACAGAGCAGGAUGAAAAUCCUCAGCCUGAGGCCCGGCAGCAGUAUUACACAGACAUGUCUUGCCCGGUGUGUCUACAGCAGGCUGUUCUGCCCGUGGAAACCAACUGUGGACAUCUUUUCUGUGGCUCCUGUAUUAUAGCCUACUGGAGGUUUGGCACCUGGCUCGGUGCUAUUAACUGCCCCAUCUGCAGACAAAUGGUAACGUUGCUCUUCCCACUGUUCCAUGAGCACGCUACUCCUCAGCGGGUGCAGGAUGGUGAGGCUGAACCUCAGCUCAUACUGAGGGACAUCAACGAUUACAACCGCAGGUUCUCCGGCCAGCCGAGAUCUUACAUGGACAGGCUGCGCGACGUGCCCACCCUGCUUCGUCACGCCUUCAGGGAGAUGUUUUCCGUAGGCGGCCUCUUCUGGAUGUUCAGGAUUCGGAUUCUUCUCUGCCUGGUCGGCGCGAUCACCUACCUGGCCUCGCCGCUGGACAUCCUCCCCGAAGCACUCUUCGGUCUUUUGGGUUUCAUGGAUGAUUUCUUUGUCAUCCUGCUCCUCUUUGUGUACAUUUCCAUCAUGUACAGAGAGGUUGUUACGCAGAGACUGAAUGGCUAAGUGAUCACCCGAGGAGGCUUUGGGAACAUUGAACUCGGGAUUGGACGUGUAAAAACAGACUAAAUGUUCAGGUGGACUGUUGAUCAGUGAUGCUGGUUUUCUCAGAGGGCUUUACUCUGAAGCCUGGGGUGUUACUCCAUCACUAAGGAAAGAAAACAACAACAACAAAGCUCUGAAUGUCGAUAGAAUUCACCAUUAAUGGUUCAUAGGUUGAAUGAGUCAGCAACAGCCCAACGUAAGAGGAUGUGUGUGAGGAUGUGAAACACCCAUAACUGAAUGAACAGCCACUUCUUUGACAGCUCUGUUGCCAAAAUCAGUCACUUUGGAUAAUGUGCAUAUCAAUGUAAUAUAACCGUACUGUGUUGAAGGGAAAGCGUCUUGAUUAAAUUCAUUUAAUGAAGGCUGCCAACAAGAAUCAUCUUCCCGUGGCUAUAACUGCCCGUGUGGUCAAUAACACUGACUUCUGUAAGUCAUCUGUAGCUAUGCAUAUUCAUCACGACUUGAAACACACAGCUCGUCGUGCUCGUGUGAGAAUCCACCGAAUCGUUUAACCUGCGACAGUUUACAUGCGUCGAUCAAAUCUGAUGUAAUCUGAGCUAAUGUUGCACAGGACAACCUAAUUAUUACUAUGUAGUGGAUUGAUAUUCAAGAAAUGUAAAAAAAGAAAGAAGAAGCCAAACCAAAGGAAACGAGGAGUAAUUACAGAUCAUUGUGAAUGUAUCUCACUCAAGCUAUGAAUGUGAACACUUCAGAGUUUACCUCGUCGUUCUCAAAGUAAAUCAGAAGUGUGGACGUAACGCACCAGAUUCUUCAGACGUCAAAGCCCCUCUUUGUUAAUCUGUAAAUCAGCUUUGAAGAAAUGAAUCUAAAUUUAGUUUUGAUCAAAAAAUGAAAUUAACGUUGUGAACAAUAUGUAACCAGUUGGGGUUUUUUGUAAAUGUUUUUUGCACAUGUUGUAUUCCAAAUGAAAUGAUUUCUGGAGCAUGUAAAUUGAAUGAGUGUGAUCUCAAUGUUCAGCUGCUGGGAGCUCCGGCCGGUGCACAGUAAAUAUGCACUUCUCAUUCUCAA
Molecule: messenger RNA, 2161 nt
Organism: Stegastes partitus (bicolor damselfish)
Lineage: Eukaryota; Metazoa; Chordata; Actinopteri; Pomacentridae
Gene: rnf170
Product: ring finger protein 170
Exons: 7
Coding region: 287-1093 (268 amino acids)
Molecular function (GO): metal ion binding; ubiquitin protein ligase activity
Source: RefSeq, a predicted model, not a curated record